GUGCUGUCUGCUUCUCCUCCGCCUCCUCGCGGAUCGGGAGCUCUUGAAGCCAGCUCGGGGAAUGUGAGAACCGAAGCUCCUCGGCUGCCAGGCACCGCGUCGAGUUGGAAUUUGCCAGCAGUGCCCCGGCUCCACACGAGCUCGGAAAGGACUCGAGCGACCCCGGCCUGACGGCGAAUUCCGGCGGGACGGCGGCCGCCGCACGCCCAGACUCGGCUUCGCAGCGCGCCCAGAAGAUGAAUCCGUCCUCAGCGCCCCCUCCGCUCCCGCCGCCAGGGCAGCAAGUGAUCCAUGUCACUCAGGACCUAGACACUGAUCUCGAAGCCCUUUUCAACUCCGUCAUGAACCCCAAGCCCAGCUCUUGGCGGAAGAAGAUCCUGCCGGAGUCGUUCUUCCAGGAGCCUGAUUCCGGCUCGCACUCGCGCCAGUCCAGCACCGACUCCUCCGGCUGCCACCCGGGGCCCCGGCUGGCCGGCGGCGCCCAGCACGUCCGCUCUCACUCGUCGCCCGCGUCCCUGCAGCUAGUCACCGGCGCGGGCGCAGCGGGCAGCUCGGCGCAGCAGCACGCGCACCUCCGCCAGCAGUCCUACGACGUGACGGACGAGCCGCCACUGCCCCCCGGCUGGGAGAUGACCUUUACAGUCAGCGGCCAGAGGUACUUCCUCAAUCACAUAGAAAAAAUCACCACAUGGCAAGACCCUAGGAAGGUGAUGAAUCAGCCCCUGAAUCAUAUGAACCUCCACCCUGCCACCACUUCCACACCAGCACCCCAGAGGUCCAUGGCCGUGUCUCAGCCGAAUGUCGUGAUGAACCACCAGCACCAGCAGCAGAUGGCGCCCAGCUCUCUGAACCAGCAGAACCUCCCCACUCAGAACCCGGCAGCAGGGCUCAUGAGUAUGCCCAAUGCGUUGACCACUCAACAGCAGCAGCAGCAGAAACUUCGACUUCAGAGGAUCCAGAUGGAGAGAGAGAGGAUUAGAAUGCGCCAAGAGGAGCUCAUGAGGCAGGAAGCUGCCCUCUGUAGACAGCUGCCCAUGGAAGCUGAGAGUCUGACAGCAGUGCAGGCUGCUGCCAAUGCUCCUACCAUGACCUCAGACAUGAGAUCCAUCUCUAAUAAUAGCUCUGAUCCUUUCCUCAAUGGAGGGCCUUAUCACUCAAGGGAACAGAGCACUGACAGUGGCCUGGGCUUGGGGUGUUACAGUGUCCCUACCACCCCGGAGGACUUUCUCAACAAUAUGGAUGAAAUGGACACAGGAGAAAACACAGGACAGACGCCCAUGAACAUGAAUCCCCAGCAGACCCGAUUCUCUGAUUUUCUUGACUGUCUUCCAGGAACAAACGUUGACCUAGGAACUUUGGAAUCUGAAGAUCUGAUCCCACUUUUCAAUGAUGUAGAGUCUGCUCUGAACAAAAGUGAACCCUUUCUGACCUGGCUGUAGUCUGUGCCGUUGUAACUGGAUGCAGCAUGACCUGCCUGACAUUUCCUGGGCCUCUUGGAAAAUGCGAGGGAGCAGAAGAUGUAGGCAGGUGAACCACUCCCUGCCUCAUGACUCAUGCUCCCUCCUUUCCAGGUGGCCAGCUUACUAAGUGCCUGGAUUUGAUUGACAGUAACAAGUUAAACACAAAUAUUUUCUUUACAAUUUUGCAAACCCGCAUUCCUGCAGUGGGUUUUGCAGAAUUGUUUCUGCAGAACUGAUAAUGCAGAAUUGCUUCUGUUCUCUUUUGCUUUUAUAUGUAUCAGUGACAUUUACACACAUAUUGAUUAUAGACCAUAAAAACUGACCACAAGCAGUGACUUCUGACAGGCAGCUUGGUCCAGGAAAUGAACACAAAAUUAGACCUGAUUUGCAGUUUGAAAAACUAUGCUGAUGACAGUAGUACUAAUACUUUUUAAAGUAUUUAACUUGAGCUUUAAAAAUCAUGUAUGGAUAGUAAGAUUCUGCUGUAUGUACACAGUACAGUUUGGAAUUCAUACUGAUUCUGAUAGUUCUGAUGACUGCAUUUACAUGGGCACACAUAGUCCUCUUGUAGUUUAUCCUUUGUGAUUUCAUUACCCAGUGUCUAGGCAACUAGUGUUUCAGCAGGAGAGACAUUGCUGCUUUAGUCACCAUUCUUGCAAUGCAGAUUUUCUGAAAGAGACCAGUUUGGUACUAAUUAUAUGCAUUUGUAAAACAAAAAUUUUUAAAACUGCAAAAGUUGGAUCUUUUUAAAAUUACAGCUUAGAAUUGGGUGUUUAUUUUAUAGAGCACUAGUAAUUUUGUGGAUGCCAAUGAGCAGCUAACUGCUUUUGGUUAAUCAGUAACAAUGGUAUUUUUGUCUUUCGAAAUUAUUCAGAAAACAUCAGGACAACAUAGGUUCCAGCCUGAGGGUGGGGUGGGUGCACCCAGAAAUCUGUUGCUUUUUAAACUCUGGAACCUUAUGUGUUUUGCUUUCAAAAUUUCAAACAUUUAAGAUAAUUUUAUCUAUGAAACUGUUUUGAAGGAUGAAGCAGAUCUCUGACUGACGUUAAAAAAAAAAAACAAAAAAAAAAAACAACCUGCCUUCUGAAGGCACACGGUGGAGACAUAUAUUUCUGAAGUCUGAUGUCUAAGUAUAUUAUCCUAACUUUGUUUGCUACAGUUAGUAUAAGAAGGCAUGAAAUAUAUACUCAAUACCUCUUAUAUAACCAAAAACGUUUUAUUAUUAGCUUUUAAGGACUGAAAGAACACAUCCUGUUCACCUGGUGUGCACUCCGACUGCAUUGCCUAUGAAGUCCUAGCUGUUUAAUAUUUUGAACUGACAUUAUUUAUAAUCUAUGAAUUUCAUAUCUGUUUUGAAAGACACUAAUGAUUCAGGUCUCUUAGAGGAAACUUUUUAUUCCCAAGAGGGCUUUUUUGUUGGGGAUCUUAAAUAAGAUUCUUCUCCAUCUACCAAACACAAGGGGACAGAAUCCAUUUUAUCUUGUUGGAAAGAAAGUAAGUGAAAAGGUCAGAGAUGAAGCAGUAAAGUGAAAGAAACUGGUGGAAAGGAUACUAAUUGUGAAAGGGAAACAGACUUGUAAUAGUAUCCCAAAAGCAAGAUGAGCAGGAGGUAGGAGAGGUGCCCGGAAAGAACAAAGCAAUCAUUUUCUCCUACAGCCUCAGCCAAAACUGUUGUCGAGGGAAAGAGGGCCUUAGUGCACUUUAGUGUCCGAAAAGGGAGCAGGGCUGUGACUGCCCUGUUCACGCAGAUGCUGAGAAUGAGUGUGGACAGGGCCAUGAACCUGCUGUUGCUUCCAACACCGUGAAAUGAUGGCUUUUUCCUCAAGUGAGUCACGUUCCUCCUAUUCUUUCUCUAAAUCCACUGAGAGAGAUGGGGGGUAGGUGUUUAGGUUGCUACUAAAUUGAAGGGAGCACUAUUUCUUUUUCUCUUUUAUUAGCAAAAAUUGCAAAAAGUUGUACAUUCUAAGAAAAAGGAAAAAAAAAAGACAAGGGACCUAACAAAACUGAGCAGUGUUACUGUAUUUUUUAAAAAAUAUUUUUAUAGACUCAUUUUCAGGUUAUUAAAUGUUAAAGAAUAUCCCUUUUUUUAAAGGUAGAUAUAAUGAUGAUGUAUUAUCAACUUUUAGAAGUAAUUUCCUAGUAAGCUUGUGGCAUUAGAAAAUACUAGAAGUUUUUUUUUUUUUUGUGAAAUUAGUUGGAACCUUUAUUAAUGAACACAGUAUUUUCCUAGCAUAAGAUACAGACCCUGACUAUGUGUUUACUAAGAGAUAAAAUCAGAUAAAAAGUUUUGUUUGUUUUUAAGACCAUCAAUGAUGGACUUUGUUAGAGAGCAAUAAAGUUUGAAAUCUAGAGUAAGAAUAAUUUUUAAAAAGAUUUCCUGAUACCAUUUUAUAAACCCCUCUAGAAUUCAAGGUAAGGUGCUACUUAGACUUUAUUUCUUAUUAGAAAAUAACUACCAGGAUUUCUACUCGAUUUAGUUCUAAGUCAAUAAGUAAAUACCAUUUCAUCUAAUAACCUUGCCAUAGUAAAGGCAUAAUCAAAAUUGAAAUUGAAAAAUUAUUUCAGAAGUCUUGCUUUUAAAGUAAUAUUUUUCUGGAAAAACUACAUUUUCUUGAAGUAAAUACAUUGUCAAAACCUUUUGCAAUACUAUUAAUUGUUAGUGAUUUAUCAUAGAAUUUAAGAUAUGAAAUGACAUUUCUUUCACUGAUAUACACAAUAUAUGAAAAGAAUGUAAAACAGCAAUAAAUUGUUAGUGUACUGGGGGUGAUGUGAACCCCAGAGUGGCCUUCAAGUCCUCUGGAGGAGGUUAUUGGAGUGAGAGAAGUGUUGCUAAUUAGAAGUUGUGUUCUCAUUACAUAAUUAGAAUGUCAUUUUUGAAAGUUCAACUUUUAUAUAAAUAAAUUAAGUUUUUUAGAAAAAGGAAAUUGUAGAUUAAUUGGGAAAAUGGGCUAUUGACAGAGACUAUUUCCCUAAUGCAUUACAUCACUUAUAUGCUAGUUCUUUAACUUUUAAAAAAUUAUUUCCACAUUUUGUAAUAUGACAUAAGUGUGUUUAUUUUUAACUUAGAAGCUAUGCAUACAGAAAGUAUGCAGCCAAAUCAAUCAGGUAAAACCAUGUUACCUAGAGUUUGGUGCUGGUUUUGACUUGUCUGAUUCUGUAUAAGAAAAAUAAAUACAAUUGAAUUUC
Messenger RNA from Condylura cristata (star-nosed mole), 4646 nucleotides. RefSeq names its product WW domain containing transcription regulator 1 (gene WWTR1). Gene Ontology annotation, biological process: hippo signaling; positive regulation of transcription by RNA polymerase II. The transcript is spliced from 7 exons. NCBI's taxonomy places the organism in Eukaryota, Metazoa, Chordata, Mammalia, Eulipotyphla, Talpidae. Gene Ontology annotation, molecular function: protein binding; transcription corepressor activity; transcription coactivator activity. Gene Ontology annotation, cellular component: cytoplasm; nucleus. The coding region runs from base 237 to 1439 and encodes 400 amino acids. The record is from RefSeq and is a predicted model, not a curated record.